Betta splendens (Siamese fighting fish) is the source of this 8134-nucleotide messenger RNA. RefSeq names its product protocadherin 1a (gene pcdh1a). The transcript has 6 exons. Lineage: Eukaryota; Metazoa; Chordata; Actinopteri; Anabantiformes; Osphronemidae. The coding region runs from base 571 to 3933 and encodes 1120 amino acids. Gene Ontology annotation, biological process: homophilic cell-cell adhesion. The record is from RefSeq and is a predicted model, not a curated record. Gene Ontology annotation, molecular function: calcium ion binding. Gene Ontology annotation, cellular component: plasma membrane.
AAUCUAAUCGUAAACAUAGGCGUGUCUUCACCGGUGUUGCACACACCUAAUGUGACUCCGUGACGCGAUAUGAUUAACAUGUCAGCAAAACGUUUUUUUAUUUGUUUCAUUGACACUGAGGACUUGGACGGAGGUGAGCGGCGCAAACGGAGAAAGUCAUGGAGUUUUCGGGCAGCUAGCAGCGUGCUAACGUUAGCAUACAUCUGUCACCCGCUGAUGCUAAUGCCGCUUCACAGACAGACAUGGAUGUUUAAAAGCUCCAAAACCAAGACUUACUAGGUUUAUACAUUUUAAUUAAAGUCAUUGUUGAGUCUUUGUUAUAAUAAUGAGUAGUGGUAGAGCAGCUAUAGCUAAGUGUGUAGACCUACAGUACUUGAAACAUGCUAAAGCGUGCUCAGACGGAGUGCAAUGCCAAAAUGCAUUGCCAACAAACGGUUCUGUCUGAGAACUGGGGAUCCAGUCAGGAUAAUAUGAGCCCUUAUCCUGAGCCGGUCCACAAUAGCAACAUGGUCUUCACUUCGUCGAAUGGUGUGAUCGUUUACAUGUGCCGCUGUGACGGAGGAGGCUCUUAUGAUGAGGGAGCUGAAACGCAGCUCUUCUGAUGACCUAAUGGAACUGCACUCACAGAUAGUGCUGUUUUCAGUCCUGGUGCUGUACUGUGGCCCUGCUGAAGGUGGAAUCCUGUACCGGGUCCAGGAGGAACAGCCUCCCAACACACUCAUUGGUAGUCUGGCAGCAGACCAGGGACUGCCAGACUCAGGUCACCUUUACAAGCUGGAGGUGGGUGCCCCUUACCUUCGUGUUGAUGGAAAGACAGGAGACAUUUUCACCACGGAGAUUCCCAUAGACAGAGAGACCCUGAGGGACUGUCGAACGCUGGCUAAGGGUAAGCCCUGCUUCCUGGAGUUUGAGGUGUCAGUGACAGAUCUGAUACAAAAUCAGAGCCCAAGACUCAUCGAAGGACGUAUUGAGGUACAGGACAUCAAUGACAACACCCCACAGUUCCCCUCCUCUGUGCUCACCAUCUCUGUCCCUGAGAACACAAUUAUGGGAGCUCUGUUCUCCAUACCCUUAGCUACAGACAAGGACUCAGACAGAAAUGGAGUGGCUGACUAUGCGCUGACUGCUGGGCCUGAUGCAGCAACCCUGUUUGGCUUACAAGUGGCUGAUGACAGGGGAGGGAAGCUUCCACAGCUCAUUGUCCUGGGCAAUCUAGAUCGUGAGUUAAAGGAUUCCUAUGACCUCACCAUUAAGGCAGUGGAUGGGGGAAACCCUCAGCGCUACAGCAGCGCUCUGCUGCGAGUGGUCGUCACAGAUGCCAAUGAUAAUUCUCCCAAGUUUGAAAAGUCGAUGUAUGAGGCAGAAGUGUUGGAGAACAGUCCAGUGGGACACUCCGUGUUGCAGGUCAAAGCAAAUGAUUCUGACAUGGGUCCUAAUGGAGAGAUUGAGUACACCCUUCACCAAGCCGUAGACCCCGUGCCCAAACUCUUGCGAAUCGAUCGCUCCACAGGUGUUAUCUAUGUCAAAGGACCUUUGGACCGAGAGGAAAUUAGCAGCCUGUCCUUCUAUGUAGUGGCAAGAGACAAGGGUCCUCAACCUAAAAGCUCCAAGACUUUUGUAACCAUAGAGGUGAUUGAUCAAAAUGACAACGCCCCAGCGGUGGAGAUUCGUGGCAUUGGUCUGGUGACUCACAGUGAGGGCGUGGCUAACAUUUCAGAGGACAUGCCAGUGGGAACAGCUGUUGCCCUGGUGCAGGUGUCUGACAAGGAUGAGGGGGAGAACGCCGUGGUCACCUGUGUGGUUGCAGGUGAUAUGCCCUUUCAGCUCCGCCCGGCCAGCGACUCCUCCAGUGACAACAAGAGGAAGUAUUUCUUGCAGACCACAACUCCUCUCGACUUUGAGAGGGUUCGAGACUACAGAGUGGAAAUUGUUGCUGUAGAUUCUGGAAAUCCAGCACUCUCAAGUACAAACUCCUUAAAAGUGCAGGUGACUGAUGUAAAUGAUAACUCUCCCAUAUUUUACCCGACCUUAUUUGAAGUAGAUUUUGCCGAAGAAAAUCAACCAGGGGAAAAAGUUUUAGAUGUCACGGCCUCAGAUUCUGACAGUGGCACUAAUGCGGAGCUCAUCUACAAUAUUGUGGGGGACUCAUCCAUCAAAGGUCUGUUUGAGAUUGACCCAAAUACGGGUGAAGUAAGAGCUCGAAGCCCACUUGAUCGUGAGCAUAAAGAACGAUAUGAAUUCCGGGUCACAGCAGCAGAUAAAGGGUCACCGGUCCAUAAAGGAACAGCAACUGUUGUGAUAAAAGUCCUUGACCGCAACGACAACGACCCGAAGUUUAUGCUUAGUGGCUACAGCUUUUCAGUUUUGGAAAACAUGCCUCCCCUUAGUCCCGUGGGUAUGGUGACCGUCCUGGAUGUGGACAAGGGCGACAAUGCUCGUGUUCACCUCUCUGUAGAGCCUGAUGGAGGAAAGUUUGUUGUUCAGAACGGAACGGGUACUAUUCUCUCGAGCAUCUCAUUUGACAGGGAAAAGGAAAGCAGUUACACGUUUCGUCUGAAGGCAGUGGACGGAGGAGAGCCGCCCAGGUCUUCAUAUGUGGGUGUUACAAUCAAUGUGCUGGAUGAAAACGACAAUGACCCUGUAGUCACAAAGCCGUCCAAUUCCUCCUUCAGGCGUCUGUCGCCUCUAGCGUCUCCCGAUAGUCAUGUGGAGUUGGUGGAAGCCGAAGACCUAGACAGUGGCCCUAAUGCGGAGCUAGUCUUUAGUAUAGCUGGUGGAAACCCCUAUCAGUUGUUUCGCAUUUCCCCUUCCACGGGAGAAAUCACUUUAGCAAAGGAGCUGACUCGAAAACAUGGUGGACUACAUCGCGUAGUAGUACGAGUAAGUGACAGAGGAAAGCCUGCGCGUCAUGCCACUGCCCUGGUCCACAUCUAUGUCAAUGAAACAAUUUCAAAUGUCAGCUUAGUGGAGGCCCUCGUUGGGCACAGCCUUUACACUCCAUUGGACAGGGACAUUGCUGGUGAUCCUGACAAUGGCUUUGCUGCACAUCGUAGUAACAUUCUGUUUGGAAGCCUCGCUGGUGUGGCAGGUGUUGUCAUGCUGAUCUUGGUGGUGGUAUUCAUUCGCAACCGCAUUCAGAGGGAAACGAAGAGCGGAUAUCAAGCUGGCAAAAAGGAAACAAAGGACUUGUAUGCACCUAAACAGGCUCCGAAGAAUGCCAAAGGCAAGCGAGGGAGGAAGGGCAAACCCCAGAAAUCUCCAAAACCACUUGGGGAGGAGGAAGAGGUUAGUCUUCAAAAGAGUCUCAAAUUCAGUCUUGAUGGAGUCAAUGAUAGCCCCAGGAUACAUCUGCCCUUAACAUAUUCGCCUGGAAGCCCUGAUAUAGGCAGGCACUACCGCUCCAACUCCCCCCUACCCUCCAUCCAGCUGCAGGCCCAAUCCCCAUCGGCCUCGCAGAAACAUCAGGCCGUCCAAGACCUGCCCGCUGCCAAUACCUUUGUAGGGACGGGAGGAGACGACAACUCCACGGGCUCAGACCAGUAUUCAGAUUACAGCUACAAGACCAGCCAGCCCAAGUACAACAAACAGCAUCCCCAUCGGCGAGUGACCUUCUCCACCACCAACCCCGUGCAGGACCUGCAGGAUGCCUCGCAGCACAGUUACUAUGACAGUGGCUUGGAGGAAUCUGAGACUCCCAGCAGCAAGUCAUCGUCUGGUCCGCGCAUCGGACCCCUGACCCUGCCAGAGGACCACUACGAGAGAACCACUCCAGAUGGCAGCAUCGGAGAGAACGAGCACCCGGAAAAUGAACACAGAGCUUUGUCAGACAGGGUGCUCUUUGUUGUCGGCAGCAGGCGAACAAGAUCGCGAGUGGAGAUGGAGCAGUUAAAGCAUGAAAAGAUGGCACAAGAUGGGGGAGACGUUAGAUUGUGACAGAGAGAUGGAGACUGGAGUGUCUGACAGGGAGGCAAAGCCCAUAGGAAGAGCGCACAGGACCCGGAGAUGCAAAGAUGAACUUCUAACUGAGGCUAGACAUAAUUAAAAUGUGAUUCCCACUUCAGGGAGAUAACACAGAGCCAUACACACAAAAUGAAGGAUUAGACAAAAAUAUAACAAGACGGAGGGAUUCCUCCCCAGCUCCACCUGGCCCGUGACGUGGGCCCCCUCUUUUUUCCCCGCGUUUGAGUGGCAGAGUGACAGGUUGUACUGGUGCAGAGCUUUGUUCAUUGCAGUAGAGAUGAGUGACAGGCAAAAAAUGGCGAGGUGAGCGUGAUGUGUCAUUCCAUUUAAGUAGGAUGAAAUACAAUAUAUGAACCCCAGACUGGCAGCCUUUGCAUCAGUGGGUCCCCGAAAUAUUGACACGGAUGUGUUUUGCUAAACAAGUUGAACCAUGACAGGGGCUGAUCUGCAUUUGGAGAGUGUGGCCUACAGCGUAUGCAGAGAGCUGUAUAGUUUAUGGUGCAUUUUAGUUGAGCUAUUUGUUGAAAUGACGGCAUGAAUCAUAUCUUUUCUCUCCUCUCCAUAUUAGCCUGGUAUUAGGUGACCCGCUGAAGUCGUGGCUCAGUGGCCGGUCCAGUGCGGCCUCCUCCCGACAGCGCGUGUGCACUUUAACAGGCUCUCUGCUUCACCGAAGUAGACAUCAGCAUAUUCCCGACGGGCGCUUGGCUCUGAAAUUAAGAGUCGAUUCAAACUCCAGUCAUAAAAUUUCUGAUAUAUGACAUGUAUUCUGCCUGAUCUGCAGCAAUUAAUUUGGGGAGUUGCUUUUUUCGUAUGCCUGAGCAGCUGCUCCCUCCUCCCACUUCUUUUUUUGGGUAAUUCUUGUCUCCGGGCUGUGUUAGAGUGUUCUCCGUUUCACUUUCCCCAUGUGUGUUUUUCACAUGAGUAUUCGUGCAUGUAACGUGCACAGUGCUCAACUGUUGGUUAAUCUCAUCAGAAAUAUUUAUCCAUCACAUGCAUGCGUUUGUGUGUGUGUGUUUCUGCAGGCGUGUUUUUUUCCCACGUUGCUGGGUGAUGCAUCGCCCCCCAAAUCUCUAAAUCAUUUUGAUUAUAGCGCCAUUUUCCUUUAAUAUACUCUCAUCAUAAUCACUGAGCUCUGUAAUUCCCUUUAAAUUGAUUCGUUCAGACAGCAUGGAAACUGCUUAUCUUGUAUAUCUGGUUGUUGUCAAGAUGCGUGAUUUGUCCUCCACGGCGAAAUCAGAGGAAGGAAGAUCAAGGACCAGCUUGGUCCAUCUGGCCGUCCACAGCAUCUCAGACACUUUUAAUCACAUAGCAAAUCAUGGUCAGAGCAAAGGGUUGGACGCUGAUUUGUUUGCUGGGAGAAUGAAUCCAUUGGAGACUGGGCUCCUUUGUAAUCUAAGGUUUCGAGUAGGGGGGGGCGUCAUGGGCUUGGAUACUGGUCUUUCCAAAUUAAUUUAAGUCCAAUAAAAUAAAAUAGAAAUGCAUGUAAAAUGUUAUUAAGACAAAAAACACUUAAAAGUUUUUGUUAGUGGAAACCUGAUACUUUAUGAUAGAUUAAUAAAUAUUUUAUUCGCUUCUUUACUCUAAAGUGCACUUAUCUUUGCUGCAUUAUCUUUGACUCAAAUUGAAAAGGGCAUGUUGAGGAUAUACUAAGACUAUAAAUAAUACACACACACACACCCACACACACUACUUGUGAGGACAUCUCCGGCCUCUGAUACUACCUCUAACCAAACAUUUUACAUAACCCCCAACCAAAAUGAAUUCUCCCGGUGGUGUCAACUCAGAAAUAGCUUUUUGAUUUUGUAAGCUUGCCAGACCACGGUGUUGAAGAAGUAGCUUAAUCAGACAGUCUAUGAAGGUAGGUUCAUAGUGAUGUCAUAGGCGUCUUCUGCGUUCUUGACCCUAAGGUUUAACAGCCCGUCAUCGCCGGUCCAACCCAGACAAUAAUCACCAUUCUGGCAACCAGAGGCAGCCCUGGGGCCGUCAUGUGAGGGCCCGAGUGGCAGGACGCAGGUGGACCCGGCUCACCACACACACACACAAGCUCAGCUGACCACAGAUGGGUACAUGUUGAGGUGGCUGGCCGCCCGGUGCGAGGUCUUCCUCCGCACAGAUACGCAGCCCGUUCACCGGGGUGAGAUAAAAUGGGGGAGAAAAUGGCAUUUGCAUGAUAAUGAGCUUCUUUAGUGAUGCUGUCUGAUUUUGCUGCCUUAGAUCUCAGCUGACGCAUGUAGAAUAGCAUAUUUGUUCUUUUUGAACUCCUGUCAGUGGGGUUGCGUUCUAGGCCCUCUUUUAACCAUCACCGCUGUAACCGGGUUCCCUAUCUCGUUUGUGUUGACUGAUAAACAUUUUAAAUAAAGAAAGAUGUGGAGGAAGAUGUUGUGCAGCCUGGAAGACAGAGCCCCGGCUUAAUGGAGCUUGCCUGUCCUACGAGUGCCAGCUUGGUUCCCUGCCUGGGUGCCAAUAAAGCAUGCUGAUGCAGUGGUGUAGGUUUCCUCAAGCAGAUGUCAUCGUGCCUUGUCAGAAUGCCUGCCUGUUAGUACUAUUGAGUGGAGGAGACCACGCCAGCCUAUAUUAGCACAGUGGCCUAUGCCAUCCAGAGCUGGAACCGCCACCACCCGGGGAGGGACAGGUCACAGGACUGGCAGUUUUGUGGAGGCUUCUGUGGAAAAAAAAAAUGUCCUUACAAGUGGUCCCCUGAGGCAAGUUGUCAUGAGUAAUACAGCUAUAAUCCUGAGCUCAUUCUAGCACACACAUUAUGCUCUGCUGCUGUUUGUAACCACCCCCCAGUCCAGUGGUUUGUAAUUUUAUACUAGAACAAAUAGGUCACUAGAAGAGCAUAACUGGAGCAGAAUUAAACUCUCUAACCUGGAUUAGUCUUUCACACCGUGGACAAUGGCUUAGUAAAGCAAUGACUUUAUGGGACGGCGCCGCUAAGUCCGAAAAUGGAGCCGAUUUUGAAUGUGUCUCGAUUCCUCUUCGGCCAAUUUGAAUCUGAAAGUGUGCUUUCGCUCGCGUGAUCACUAACAAUGUGACCGGCGCUCUCAUCUCGAACCACGGGCGCGCUCAUUACAUCGUUUGUCAAAUGAUUUCAGACAGGCCAGACCUUUCAACAGGACUAUGGGCGAGAGAAUACACAGUAGCACGGCUCAGACCAUUAACUGCAGCAAAGUAUGGAGCCGGCUUAUUGUGUGACAGGGGUUGCAGCCACAUGUGAAAUCUAGAUGGAACCAGAAUAGAAGGCCCAUUAUCUCAAUAAAUCUCCCCGUAUGUCUUUCACACGUAGACGGGGUUUCUCUGUAGUUUCAUCAUUGUGUGCGGCCGACUAGAAAAUUCUGGUAACAUCACUGAUAACAGCAUGUUGUUGUCAAAGCCUAAACUGUAUGUACUGUACUGUACUGCAGCUCCGGUACUUGCAGGUAGCUGUGUUAUUUUAGCGGUUUGUUUUCAGUUUUAUAAAUACAGGAAGAAAUAUCUCCAAAAUGAAGAAAACAGUUGUACUGUAUAAAUAAUAAAGCCAUCUUUUACCUGCAUAAUUAAAAAGUAGAAAACUAAAAUCAUAAGAGAUUUAGUAGUUUUCUAAAAUAUUGCGAAGGGAUGGAAUCCCAGUCUCCUUCAUUUUAAUUGAGGUCUACACAAGCUACUCAGCUCUUAUUCACAUGUAUAUAGAAUGGAUGAACACUCAGAUGAGUGCUCUGAAUUAUGUGCAGAAAGGAAAGUACAUGCAUAUAAGCACACAUUAGGUUCCAUAAAUAGUGCUUUUAACACCACGCCACUGCUGAAAAUGUCUGGUUUUAGCACUAAGCUUGUAAAAUGAAUGAGUGAGCCAGUCUGCCUAAGCUUUAGAUGUGCCAGUGUAUUACUCGUACAAGAGUGGACGGCUCUUUAUACUUAGCCAAAAAUCUGGAUCGCGCUGCCUGCGCCUGCCACGCCAGCCAGUUUGGAACGCAGCGCGCCGAGGCUGCAGGUUUGGAGGUGGCGGGCGGCGCGCUUGAAAGCACGGCUGGAGAAAGCCUCCUUAAUUAGUCCGGCGACGCUCGUGGCUGCUUUUAGUCGAGUGUCCGCUGGCAGGUCCCCGGGAUUCUGGUUUGAAACUUUAACGGAUAAUUGUGGAGGCAAAAAUAGAAAGCGGUGGGGGGAGCUGGGCUGCUCUCAGCGGGUCUCGCCCAGUCUU